Molecule: messenger RNA, 1694 nt
Organism: Aethina tumida (small hive beetle)
Lineage: Eukaryota; Metazoa; Arthropoda; Insecta; Coleoptera; Nitidulidae
Product: hexokinase type 2-like
Exons: 6
Coding region: 292-1647 (451 amino acids)
Biological process (GO): glycolytic process; intracellular glucose homeostasis; glucose 6-phosphate metabolic process
Cellular component (GO): mitochondrion; cytosol
Molecular function (GO): fructokinase activity; D-glucose binding; glucokinase activity
Source: RefSeq, a predicted model, not a curated record
UUUUAAACUUAGAUGACGGUAGACGCGUUUAAUUUUAGAAUUGCGUCGCUUAAUUUUGCUGUUAAAAUCGACAGUGGAAUUAGUAUUAUCUGAUAUACCGUCUAUAAGUAAAGUUUACGCCUUGGUUAAUCGUUAUGUUCGUUUAGAGGUGAAUGAAGCAAGACCUUUAUGAACUUUCAAUACUGAUAUAAGUUCAAAAAAUACAUAAUCUUGUAUACAGUGAAUUGUAUAUACAUUUUAAAAAGCACGUGUCUACUUCUACAAAUACACUUGUUUUCCAACUAACAAAUCAUGGCAGAUGCGAUUAGGAAGCGCAUGCAACCCUUUGUUUUAGAUAAUGACAAACUUAAGAAGUAUAUGGAAAUUUUAUUAGACAAUUUAAAUAGAGGAUUAAAGAAGGAAACUAAUCCUACGUCUAUUGUAAAAUGUUUCCCUACAUAUGUACAAGAUUUGCCUAACGGAAAAGAAACGGGUACGUUCCUCGCCUUGGAUUUGGGUGGCACCAACUUUCGAGUCCUUUGCAUCGAACUCGAUGGCGAGCACUGCGAGAUGAACUCGAAAAUUUUUGCCGUCCCUCAACACAUAAUGUUGGGCACUGGAGAACAAUUAUUCGAUCACAUUGCCGAAUGUAUGCACACCUUCAUCAUAGAAAUGGGAAUUGAAAAAGAAGUCUUGCCACUUGGGUUCACCUUUAGUUUUCCACUUAAACAACGAGGUCUUACCGUUGGUUAUUUGGAAAGAUGGACCAAGGGUUUCAAAUGUUCUGGAUCAGUUGGAGAGGAUGUGGUGAAACUUUUGUCUGAAGCUAUCGAUCGACGAGGUGAUUUGAAAAUUGAUGUAUGUGCUAUAUUGAACGAUACUACAGGAACAUUGAUGUCAUGUGCAUGGAGGAACCAUGGAACUGCCAUUGGUUUGAUCAUUGGCACUGGCAGUAAUGCUUGUUAUAUCGAAAAGCAAAGUAACGUUGAACUAUUUGAUGAACCCGACAUGGGUUCAGGUGAGGUGUUAAUCAACACCGAGUGGGGUGCAUUUGGAGACGAUGGUGCGAUAGAUUUCCUUAGAACUGAUUGUGAUGUUGAAAUCGAUAAGAAUUCCAUAAACGUGGGUCACCAAGUCCAUGAAAAAAUGAUCUCUGGUAUGUACAUGGGAGAAUUGGUUAGGCUGGCUCUGGUGGGCUUAAUAAAGGACGGGCUGAUAUUCUCCGGCAAAGGAUCUGAUCUUAUCUUCCAAAGAGAGAGAUUUUAUACCAAAUACGUGUCCGAAAUCGAAUCUGAUCCCCCAGGUUCCUACGAGAACGUUGCCCAAGUAUGCGAAGAGAUGGGUCUGUCGCAUGCUACUGUAGAGGACUAUAAAAAUUUAAGAUACGUUUGCGAAUGUGUCUCAACAAGAGCCGCCCACCUGUGUUCUGCAGGGUUAGUCACUUUGCUCCAUAAGAUGGGCAAACCGAACGUUACUGUUGGUAUUGACGGAUCUGUCUAUCGUUUCCAUCCAACUGUACACAAUAAUAUGGUUGCGAAAAUGACGGAAUUGUGUGAUCCAAAAAUAAAAUUCCAGUUGAUGUUGUCCGAGGAUGGUAGUGGUAGAGGAGCAGCAUUGGUUGCAGCUGUUGCUGUUAGGAAGAAGAAAGAACAUCUUAGUUUAAUUUAAAAUAAUUUGUACUUUUUAAUUUAUAAAUUAGAUUUUUACUUAAUGGA